AUGGUGCUCAAGAGGAAAGCGGGCGCCGCUGUCCAGGGAGGAGCGAAAGCUGGCAGGUCUUCACGGAUGUCAACGCCUGGUGCUGCAACGCCACGAACGAUCGAUAGCAAUGAGGAGGUGCCGGAGGAAGAGGAGGGCCCCGUCGACGAGGCUCUGGAACGUGAUUUGAAUAAAAACAUAGACAUCUUCUCCCUGGAUCGCUACCAGAAGAGACAUGCGAUUCGGGAUCCGCUCCCGCAUAUCUUUGGCGACCGUGAUUUCUCCUACUUGGUUUUGAAGAAAGACCACCAAAACCGACCUCUCUGGAUCGAUCCUCAGAAGGGACGCAUUAUCCUUGAGAGUUUCAAUCCUCUUGCAGAGCAGGCGCAAGAUUUCCUCAUCACCAUUUCUGAGCCUUUGUCGCGACCGACCUUUAUGCACGAGUAUGCCCUGACGACACAUAGCUUGUACGCUGCCGUCUCUGUUGGACUCUCGCCAGAGGACAUCAUCAACACCCUAGAUCGGUUUCUUAAGACGCCGUUGCCAGAUGAGAUUCGAAAUUUUAUUACAAGCUGUACUCAAAGUUACGGCAAGGUCAAGCUGGUCCUCAAGAACACCAAGUACUACGUCGAAAGUCCCGAUCCAAACAUGCUCCAAACCCUCCUCAAGAACCCUAGAAUCGGACCUCUACGUGUACAAGGCACAGAAGAGAUCACAACAUCAGUGGCGCCCAAGAUCGGCGGCCUGGUCAUCCCCGGAACACAGAACGCUGCUGGAGUGAAGCAAGCCAAUGGUCUUGGUCAGUCGGGUGAACAAGGCAAAGAUCAACAACCUGUCCAGGAGGGUGAGGUCUUUGCGACACUCAACGAGGAAGACGAUGACGAGCAAGAAGUAACGCACUCCUUCGAGAUUGCGGACAAAGACGUUGAGACUGUGCAGAAGGAAUGCUUGAACCUGGGAUACCCAGUUUUGGAGGAGUACGAUUUCAGAAGAGAUGAAGCCAACGCGAACUUGGAUAUUGAUCUUAAGCCUGGUACCCAGAUUCGACCAUACCAGGAAAAGAGUCUGAGUAAGAUGUUCGGUAAUGGGCGAGCUAAGAGUGGAUUGAUCGUCUUGCCUUGCGGCGCUGGAAAGACGCUCGUGGGUAUCACAGCAGCCUGCACUAUCAAAAAGGGUGUAAUCGUCCUAUGCACAAGUUCUAUGUCAGUUGUGCAGUGGCGAAACGAAUUCUUGAAGUGGUCCAAUAUCAACCCUGACGACAUCGUCGCUUUCACGUCAGAUUCCAAGAACAACGUUUUCACUGGAAGCACAGGUAUCAUUGUUACAACAUAUGCAAUGGUGACUCAGUCACGAGCUCGAUCUUAUGAUGCGGAGAAAAUGAUGAAGUUCUUGACAGGCCGGGAAUGGGGUCUGAUGCUGUUGGACGAGGUGCACGUUGUACCAGCUAACAUCUUCCGAAAGGUGACGUCUUCCAUCAAGACUCACUCGAAGCUUGGCCUCACAGCGACACUGCUUCGAGAAGAUGACAAGAUCUCGGAUUUGAACUUCCUGAUUGGACCGAAGCUCUUCGAAGCCAACUGGAUGGAGCUUUCGAAGCAAGGACAUAUCGCCCGAGUUCAGUGUGCGGAAGUAUGGUGCCCAAUGCCCACCGAGUUUUACGACCAGUACCUCAAAGCACCUAGCCGAAAGAAGGGUUUGCUCUAUAUUAUGAACCCCCGAAAGUUCCAGGCUUGUCAAUAUCUUAUCAAUUACCACGAGUCCCGAGGAGACAAGAUUAUUGUAUUCUCGGAUAAUGUAUAUGCCCUCAAGGCGUACGCUCUUAAGCUUCAGAAGGCUUUCAUCUACGGCGGUACCGGUCAAGCUGAACGUCUACAAGUGCUGGAGAACUUCCAGCACAACCCGAACGUCAACACGCUCUUUUUGUCAAAAAUCGGAGACACGUCUCUCGAUUUGCCUGAGGCUACGUGCCUAAUUCAAAUCUCGUCCCAUUAUGGUUCUCGUCGUCAGGAGGCUCAACGCCUAGGACGAAUCUUACGAGCUAAACGACGUAACGAUGAGGGUUUCAAUGCCUUUUUCUACUCGCUAGUUUCAAAGGACACCCAAGAGAUGUACUUUUCCUCUAAGCGUCAGGCUUUCCUUGUCGACCAGGGAUAUGCCUUCAAGGUUAUUACACAGCUAGCAAAUAUCGAAAAGACGCCUGGGCUGGCGUUCGCAGAUGUUACUGAGCGUCGCGAACUGCUCCAGAAGGUUCUUGUGGAGAAUGAGAGCAUGGAGGAGGACGACCCCAACGAUGACAUGUUCCAUCAAGGUACCAUGGGACGCAAGAAGAAGAAGGGAGCUCGACGAACGGCAGGAACUCUGGGUGAGCUCAGUGGUGGCCAGGAUAUGGCGUACAUCGAGCAGAACAAGAAGAUGUCAACAAAGCGUAAGAAGGCAGAGAGCCAUACUUUCUUCAAGAAGAUUGGACGAGAGAAUGCCAGACGCGCAGCGGCGCAGUAA
Fusarium sp. VM40 is the source of this 2478-nucleotide messenger RNA. NCBI's taxonomy places the organism in Eukaryota, Fungi, Ascomycota, Sordariomycetes, Hypocreales, Nectriaceae. The record is from the annotation of a GenBank genome assembly.